GAAUAUAAUUUCAGUUUUGGGAACAGACACACCUACAGUGCCUGUUUCUUUCUUCUCCAUUUGUCCUAAAAAAGCAGCAAUAUCUGAACUAACAACACACCUUCAAAAGAGAAGAAAAGAAUCUGAUAGUGCCACGCCAUCCCCGCUCCCAUUUUUCUGAACGACUCCUACUUUUUGCAUUAUUACUUGGAAAAGAGAGCAAAACACGAAAAUCCCACCACCCCAUUGCUACCACUACAUCUUUUAAAUUUAAAUUUUGUUCUCUUCUACUACAGUUGACCUAAUUUCAAUUCCCAUACAAAAUAAUAAUAACAAUAAGAAAAAAGGACAUGGGGAAUUCGUUUGGGUGCUCAGCUUCAGGGGAGAGAUUAGUUUCGGCGGCGAGAGAUGGGGAUUUGGUGGAAGCCAAGAUGCUCUUGGAUUGCAAUCCUUGUCUUGCUAAGUACUCCACUUUUGGGGGCCUUAAUUCUCCUCUUCAUUUCGCUGCUGCCAAAGGCCACAAUGAGAUUGUUGCUUUAUUGCUUGAAAAUGGAGCUGAUGUUAAUUCCCGGAAUUACUGUGGCCAGACGGCAUUGAUGCAAGCAUGUAGAUACGGGCACUGGGAGGUUGUGCAGACCCUUUUGCUCUUCAGAUGCAAUGUUACAAGGGCAGAUUAUCUAAGUGGAAGAACUGCUCUCCAUUUUUCUGCUGUAAAUGGACAUGUACGGUGCAUAACACUUCUUGUAGCUGAUUUUGUUCCUAAUCCUCCUUUUGAAGCUAUGAACAACCAAAUUGAAGGUGAAAAGGGGGACGGUUCUACUGUGAGAAACAAAAAUGAUCAAAGUGCACUAUCAAAGUUUGUAAAUAAGGCAGCUGAUGGCGGGAAUACUGCUCUUCAUAUGGCUGCAUUGAAUGGGCAUUUUGAUUGUGUGCAGCUUUUGUUAGACCUUCAUGCCAAUGUAUCUGCUGUCACAUUUCAUUAUGGAACAUCAAUGGAUUUAAUAGGAGCUGGAAGUACUCCUUUGCAUUAUGCUGCCUGUGGGGGAAACUUGAAAUGUUGCCAGAUCCUUCUUGCAAGAGGAGCCAGUCGGUUGACUUUGAACUGCAAUGGGUGGCUGCCACUUGAUGUUGCCAGGAUGUGGGGUCGUCAUUGGCUUGAGCCCUUGCUGGCACCUAAUUCUGAUACCACAAUACCUAGAUUUCCUUCUUCCAACUACUUGUCUUUGCCUCUUUCGAGUGUACUUAACAUAGCAAGAGAAUGUGGGUUGCAGUCCCCAACAACCCCCUUGGAUGAUGCUGACACUUGUGCAGUCUGCCUUGAAAGAGUAUGUAGUGUUGCUGCUGAAGGUACGUCUUCAACUUGCUGUUUCCAUAAAUUUGGAUGUGGGCAUGAGUUAUGCGUAAGGUGUGCACUCUAUCUUUGCUCAACAAGCCACAUUCCCUCCAAUAUCGUGGCCCCACCGGGGUCUAUUCCGUGCCCACUUUGUAGACAUGGCAUUCUCUCCUUUGUCAAAUUGCCCAUUUCGCCGGUAAAAGAAAAUAGGUUACAUGUAUCCCUUGGCCUCUGUACGCCAUGCAUGCUUCAUCCCUGUGAUGUAGAUUGCCCAUCACCUGCUUCAGAGAUCCGAAAUAAUCGAGUUGCAUCAGUUUCUUCGGAUAUUUUCUGUCCAGUUACCUGUAGUCCUUUUCCUUCUGUUGCCAUCCCUUUGUGCACCUGCAAUGAUGGUCCUUGCCCCUCGUUUGAAAGUGGAGAGACAGAAAUGCAAGAUGGAUCUCCAAGACGUUCACAAUCUACAUCGAUUGAGCAGGAUAAAAUUGAAGGACCUAGACUGGAGAGAACAACCUGUUCAAACAUGUUCUGGGGCAGGAGGAGCUGCAGUAGAGAGCAUCAAUGCAAUUCAGAAAUAAAUGCUUGAUUAAUUUCAUCGGUGGUUGAUCGAUCUAUUCUACAGAAAGAAGCUUCAUUCUUAGGUUCCAUUCUGAGAUGAACAGUUCCCAGUUUGCGAACAGAGCUGGAUUUACGACGGGGGCGAUGCUCCUUGCUGAAAUCCUGUUUUUCUUUGGUUUUUUUUUUUUGGUAGUAUUCUGUAAUUAUUACAAGUUUUCAAGAAAGUUUCAGUUUUGCGUCUACUGAAAUUUAAUUUGUAUUCCACCUUUCCACUUUUAAUGUUAGAGAAGUGGCUAGUAGUACUGAAGCCAAACCCUAGAAAUACAUGAAAAAACAUAAAUUUAGUGUGAGAA
Messenger RNA from Gossypium raimondii (Peruvian cotton), 2220 nucleotides. RefSeq names its product E3 ubiquitin-protein ligase XBAT33. Gene Ontology annotation, cellular component: chloroplast outer membrane. The transcript has 10 exons. Gene Ontology annotation, molecular function: protein binding; chloroplast targeting sequence receptor activity. Lineage: Eukaryota; Viridiplantae; Streptophyta; Magnoliopsida; Malvales; Malvaceae. Bases 330 to 1895 code for a protein of 521 amino acids. Gene Ontology annotation, biological process: protein targeting to chloroplast. The record is from RefSeq and is a predicted model, not a curated record.